AUGCGCUUCACGCUCGCCACUCUCGCCUUUGCGGUGCUCGCUGCCGCAGACCCAAUCCCGCAAGGCGUCACAUCUGCUAUCGCACCCUCAGGCACUCCAGAAGCGGCGUGCUCUCCGAACUACAAUGGCGUGUUUGAAGUCAUCCCGGUGAACAGCAACACAAAGCGUAGCCUCGAAGCACGCCAAAACACACAGCUCGGCAUCACCCUCGAAGACGGCAUCCUCAAAGACCCCGUCGGCCGCCAGGGAUACGUCGCGUCCAACUCGCAGUUUCAAUUCGACGACCCGCCGCAAGCUGGAGCCAUCUACACCGCCGGCUUCAGCGUCUGCGCGAACGGCAGCCUGGCCAUCGGCAACGACGCUACCUGGUACAAGUGUCUCAGCGGAACCUUCUUCAACCUCUACCUCGACAACGACGCUGGGCAGUGCACCGAGUGCUACCUCGUGGCGCGGCCAGUCGGCAAAGGCGGGCCUGUGACAAGUGGCGCGGCAUCGGCAUCGGCGUCCAUGGUCGUCUCCUCAUCAGCGGCUGCCGUCAACGGGUCGUCUCCGUCUAUGCUGCCGACUGGAGGCGCAUCGAACGGGACGAUGUCUUCGUCUUCUAUGGCCGGCACGAGCACGCGCACGACGACCAGACACACUGGAGGGGCGGGUCAGACCACUGGGAUGUCUGCCUCGUCCACCGGAGCUGGACAGACUACUACGGGAGGAGGAGCGGCGGCUUCACAGACCUCGGCGGCGGCAUCUUCAUCAACAGGCGCGGCGGAUGUCGUGAUCCCGGCGGGAAGCAGCUUUGGGUUCCUGGCGGCAGUGUUGGCUUUGUUGGCGAUAUGA
Messenger RNA from Saxophila tyrrhenica, 834 nucleotides. RefSeq lists its product as uncharacterized. The record is from RefSeq and is a predicted model, not a curated record. Bases 1 to 834 code for a protein of 277 amino acids. NCBI's taxonomy places the organism in Eukaryota, Fungi, Ascomycota, Dothideomycetes, Mycosphaerellales, Extremaceae. Gene Ontology annotation, molecular function: structural constituent of cell wall. Gene Ontology annotation, biological process: fungal-type cell wall organization. The transcript has 2 exons. Gene Ontology annotation, cellular component: fungal-type cell wall.